Molecule: messenger RNA, 2051 nt
Organism: Molossus molossus (Pallas's mastiff bat)
Lineage: Eukaryota; Metazoa; Chordata; Mammalia; Chiroptera; Molossidae
Product: C-type lectin domain family 4 member G-like
Exons: 9
Coding region: 22-894 (290 amino acids)
Source: RefSeq, a predicted model, not a curated record
AGAGCUGAAAGCCUGCUUACCAUGGACACUACUGAUUACAGCAAAUGGGGUGGCAGCCUCGAGGAGAUCCCUGGAGGGCACUGGGGAUGCUGGGGAAGGCGAUUCCUCCUCCUGACCCUGGCUCUCCUGGUCACCACAGUACUGUGGGCCCUCAUUCUGAGCAUCCUACUUUCCAAGGCCUCCAGCCAGCAUGAGGCGUUGCUCGGCGGCCAGGACCUGCUGAGAACAAACGCCUCGAAGCAGACAGUAGUGCUGGAUGCCCUGAAGCAAGAGGUCGGAGCCUGCAACAGCUGCUGCCUGAGGACGCAGGCACAGCUGAAGACCGCAGGCACGACGUUUGAGGAGGUGCAUGUAAAGCUGAUCCAGCUGGAGAGUUCCUUGAAAGAACUGAGCGAGCGCGUGACCCAGAGCUUGGCUGAAGCGGGAAGGGACCGCGAGGACAUUCGCAGUGAGCUGUUCCGGGAGUUGGAGGCCGUCCGACUUGGAAAUAGUUCCUGCGAACAGUGCCCCACGUCGUGGCUGCCCUUCCGGGGUUCCUGCUACCUUUUCUCGGUGCUGCAGGCCACAUGGGAAGAGGCACAGCGCCACUGUGCGGGCGCGGGUGCGCACCUGGUGAUUGUCGGGGACCUGGAUGAGCAGGGCUUCUUGACUCGGAAUACACGGGGCCUCGGUUACUGGCUGGGCCUGAGGGCCGUGCGCCGCGCGAGCAAGGUCCAGGGCUAUCAGUGGGUUGACGGAGUCCCGCUCAGCUUCAGUUACUGGAACCUGGGAGAACCCAAUGACUCUCAGGGGCACGAGGACUGCAUCAUGAUGCUACGCUCAGGGUCAUGGAACGAUGCCCCUUGCCACAAUGAGAGGGACAACUGGAUCUGCGAGAAGAGGCUCAGCUGUUGAGCCCACUCAGUAGCCCUCAGCCACACCCACCGCUGCGAUUACACCCAGCUACUCACCCUCCUGGGUCCGCCCACCAUCAUAGAUCUUUUUUUCUCCACCCACCGCUACUAAGAACUACACGCCCAACUCAGCCGAUCCAGUGCCUGUGCUGUGGGACCUCCUCUUCAACCUCACCACAAGCUCUCCCACACAGACCUAACACAUUACUUCCAAAAUCUUGGCUCCUGGGCCCUUUGAUCUGACCCCACCUUCCUGUGCCCCAGGGUGCACUAGCUGGGUCCCUGACCCCUGCCUGGGGCUGAGUGUGAAUAUGUGGGGAGCUUUUCUAAGUUUUAUUCCAGAGACCCUAACCUCUUUAAGUGACCUCAUGGCUCUAUGAUGCCCCCAAACCCAGUGAGUAGCCCUGCACUGAAGCUAGAUCUAAAGAUUCCUUAUGAAUGAGUAACAUUCCAGUAAAGUAAAAUUGGAGAAAACCUAUUCAAUCCAUUUAAUUUAUUGAUACUCUUGUAUUUAUGCAAAUAACCAAUUGAUUCUGACCAACUGAUACAAAUUCAGAGGAUCUCACAAUCCCCUCUGGUUCUAUAAUUUGCUAGAAUGUCUCAACUCAGGAAAGCUCUAUACUUAAAGUGUUAUUAUAAAGAAACAAAUUCAGACCAGCCAAAUGAAGAGACCCAUAGAGUGAGGGCUGGGAGGGUCUUAAAAAGCUUCCAUGGACUCAGGACAGGUCACCAUCCUGGCACUUCAGUGUGAUCACCAGUUUUCAAGUUCCUCUGGGCAUUGGUGUCCAGAGUUUUUAUUGGGUUUCAUUAUGAAACUGUGAUUGAUUGACUCAUUGGUCAUGUAACUGCACUGCAUCUUCAGGCCCACUGCCCUCCCUGGAGGUUGGGUGGCUGGAAGUGCCACCCCUCAUGGUUGGUUUUUCUGGCAUGACCAUCCCCUACCCUGAGCCAUCUCCUUGGUAUAAACUCCAGUAUGAGCCAAGGGGUCCCCAUCAAGAACAAAGACACUCCUAUCACUUGGAAAAUGCCAAGGUUUUAGAUGCUUCUUGCCAAAAAACAGGCACAAAGACCCAUCAAAUUCUUUAACACUUAACACCCAUCUCUAAAUCAUCAAUCACAUCUGCCAAGUCUCUGUUGUUAUGUGAAAUAAACCAGUCA